AUGUCCAUCCCCGCUCGACGAUUGAAGACUACUCCAUGUCUAUUUACCUUUUUUUCUGGUAGUAAAGCUAUGUGUCAGGUCCGGUUCACCUUCUGGGCACCUCGAGGUGUUCCGCCAGGAGCUUUGAGGGAGCGCACACAAGUCCGAAUUCGCGUAGGAUCAAAAAUAUCCUCCUCAAACUACCUUACGGACCCGCCACCUCCUUCAAAAGUAGCGGUCGGGCACACAAUAACGACAAGAAUCACUAGAUUUGGCUCUGCUGUGCUACCCACCUGUCGCAUUGCAAGUGUUGAAGUUGUCACUGACCACAAUAGCACGCGGGAGUCGGCUGCAUUCGCAAGCUUUCAAGUUUCCGAAGCAGGGACCAUUACUAGCACGCAGGAAGACACGACGACUAAAUUCAACUGUCGCUUGCAUUCCUCUAGUUUCCACCUGGAAAAUACAGCAUUGCCAAAAAUAACAUUUCCCAUGGACCUCCAUGAAUCUGACGACGGUUCUAUCUCAAUGGACACAAGCUCAGACUUGGCUUAUACAGAGGAAGAUGCUGUAGUGAAUGAAUUCGAUUCACUCGGUUUCAAACGGACAAAAGAAAUGGAAGAGGAAUAUAUCCGAAUCCAAAUCCGGACUCGAGAAAAGCUGUCUCCGGACGAUUACCAAAAACUCGCCUACCUUUCACGUGUACUCGGCUCCGAAAAGGUGACUCGCCUCGACCAAACUGAUGGACCGAGAGCAAGUCGCGCACAGCACCAGAUGGACGAAGAGCAACGCGAAAACAUGGAGAACUACACCAGCCGUGGCUACGAUAACUUGAGUGGAAACUUGACGGAGGAGCAGGAGGCAGAAGAUGCACAGCUGUGCAUGGAUACAGCUCUGUUGAUCUUUGGGCCCGCCGUGUUGGGUAGACAGGAUGAGUACGAGUACAGGUCCGGCUCCCACUUGGAUACAACGAACCAUUCUGAGGAGGAGGAAGAAGGAGAGGAAGGAGAAGAAGAAGAGGAAGAAGAGGAAGAAGAAGAGAUAGAAGAGGAAGAGGAAGAAGUAGACGAGAGUGUCAAGUUCGAUCUCACGCACCAAGAGGGCUAUGAGCUCAUUGACAACUUCUUUGAUGAUAGUCUUCCGCAACCAGCUGUUGGUGGUGCCGAGAACCCCAAUGGAAAUCCUGCAGACGGAAACCUAACAUCCAUUCCUUUGGGGAUAAGCGUUACUAGUUCUGAAUACGACAUGACAGCAGAGUUAGAGAACCCCGAGGAUAAUAAGGUCUUGUCAAGCCAGCCAACGACUGCGGAGAGGGGUACCUUGACUCGUAGCAAGACUGCGAAGAAGGUGUUUGCAGCAGUUGAGCAACGUGCAUCUCGAAACCUCCGCAGCCCCUCGAAGACAACCCCUCGUCCGCCAAAGUCUGCAGAUUGGAGCUGGGGAGAUUCUCAACCGAAACUCGCACCAGCCCCCUCUCCUCGCAAUAAUUUCGACGACGGAUCCAUUCACUCUGCUGAAGUUAAAGAGCCGACAACCUCAGGAAAACUGACACGUCCGUCAUCUCAUAAAGCUCACCAGCGGAACAAAUCCAACCCCAGAAAUUCCCUCACUUCCGCCAAUCCUGUCCAUUCAUCUCGUCUCUCGUCUGCUCGAGCCGGAUCCCCUUCGUACAGCCAACCCGAAGCUCGCGACCAAGCAGUUCGGCAAGUAGGCAGCUUGUUCGGACUACCAUCGACGCGCAACACCUUCCAAGCACCCACUACGCCUAAGAAACAAAUUAUGCAGUCGUCCCAAGGCAAUUACUCUGGCGAUAGCGCGAACAACUCCGGCAAGUCAACGUCAUUGUCUGAGCAUACUCAAGAUUCAUCCGCCACCCCUAUCCGAAAGAGUCUCCUCCCACCUGCACCGGUAAGCCUCCCUCGACGUCCUCCGGGACCGCUCCCAUCGUUCUCCGCCGCCUCUCCCGUUCCCAAGCCAAACUUCGAACCAAAGUCUCCUGCUACACCAGGUGGCAACCUACGCGAGUUUGCGGUCAUUAAAUUCCCCACCUGGGUUGGUCGUGAAGAGGGUGUUAAGCUGUGGGAUGGCAUCGAGAAUUCUCAGCUGGAGAAGUUCAGAGACUGGCGUGCGGCCCAUCCUCGGUAUAAGGAAAUGCACGUCGUUCCCGACUUCGCCCCCGAGUCCACGACUCUUGAGUUGUGUGGUCCAGUCGGUUCGAACGUCCGUGGUGCACUGCACGAGCUCUUCAACAAGAAAUACGAUGCGAAGGCUAGGUUGGACGAACUUUGA
Hyaloscypha bicolor E is the source of this 2265-nucleotide messenger RNA. RefSeq lists its product as uncharacterized. The transcript is spliced from 5 exons. The record is from RefSeq and is a predicted model, not a curated record. Bases 1 to 2265 code for a protein of 754 amino acids. NCBI's taxonomy places the organism in Eukaryota, Fungi, Ascomycota, Leotiomycetes, Helotiales, Hyaloscyphaceae.